This is a messenger RNA of Colletes gigas, 2454 nucleotides long. RefSeq names its product ATP-dependent zinc metalloprotease YME1L (gene YME1L). Gene Ontology annotation, biological process: protein quality control for misfolded or incompletely synthesized proteins; mitochondrion organization. Gene Ontology annotation, cellular component: mitochondrial inner membrane. The record is from RefSeq and is a predicted model, not a curated record. Bases 151 to 2403 code for a protein of 750 amino acids. Gene Ontology annotation, molecular function: ATP-dependent peptidase activity; ATP binding; ATP hydrolysis activity. The transcript has 12 exons. Lineage: Eukaryota; Metazoa; Arthropoda; Insecta; Hymenoptera; Colletidae.
AACUAUGUUUCUUGCCAGAGAUAUUUAUGUCAUGUAAUCUAAUCAAUUUUGAUACAUCAUAAGAAAUUUAUAAGAAAUUGAAUUUAUUGUUGUUUAAAAAGUGAUAAUUUUAUUUAAUUUGUUACAUCUGUUAUAAAGGAUUGGUUUUCAAUGUUCUCUUUCCAAUCUCAUAAUCAGGUGCUUUAUCAUCUGACGCAAUUAACUUCAGCAGUUAAUCCUAAAUCUACACCGUUUCCAGUCAAAGUUAAAAGACAAAAUGAGUUUAAAAGAAAUACAGAUGAUAUUUCCCACAAUAAUUUGGCAGAAACAACAAAAUGUUAUAUGGAAAUGCAGAUAAGCAAAUUAAAUACGUACAAUGUAAUUACAACACUCAAUGUAAAAAAGAAUAAUGUUUGGGUCCUAUUGAACCAAUUUUCUACAAAAAUUUUUAAGAAAAAUAUAGAAGAAAGAGAUAAGUGGAAAGUAUCAUAUGUAUCAGGAUCAACUUUUAUAGAAAACAAACAAAGAUUUCCUUGUGCACAACUUACAGAACCAAUUAUUUUGCCUGUUAUAUAUUUGUCAUCCCAACAACAUUAUAGAACGUUAUGUACUCUUUGUACUAAAAACCCAUUUAAUUAUCAUGUACAAAUCCGUAGUUUUAAAACAAAACAUAAUAUAGCUGUGGAUAUGAACAAACGACCAUCGCUUCUAAAGAAAGUUAUAAACAGGCUUUCUCAGAUUUUAGAAAUGAAUUCAUAUAAUUCGAAAAUAUUACAGCUAGAAACAUUUAAAAGAUUGUGUAAUAAUAAUUUAUCACCAGAGGACUAUAAAAAAAUUUCGAUGGCUUUUAUAGAAGGAUUUAAAGCAGGACUUGAACGCCAAGUACCUCCUGCACGUCCUAUAUGGUAUAAAAUGUUAAGUAUUUUAUUACUUAUGUUUUUGAUCACGUCACUACUCAGAUAUGGAGCUUUGAAUCCAGGAAGUAUAUUUCGGUUUUCAAUGGGUCCAAGACCUGAGAUUAAUCCAGAAACAAUUCAUGUAACUUUUAACGAUGUUAAAGGAGUUGAAGAAGCCAAGCAAGAGUUAAGGGAUGUAGUUGAAUUUUUGAAAAGCCCCGAAAAGUUUUCUGCACUUGGUGGAAAAUUACCAAAAGGUGUAUUGUUAGUAGGACCACCAGGUACAGGAAAAACAUUAUUAGCACGUGCAGUAGCUGGUGAAGCUGGUGUACCAUUUUUUCAUGCAGCUGGACCAGAAUUUGAUGAAGUUCUAGUAGGGCAGGGUGCACGCAGAGUGAGAGAUUUAUUUAGAGUAGCAAAAGAGAGAGCUCCUGCCGUAAUAUUUAUAGAUGAAAUUGAUUCUGUUGGUGCGAAACGAACAAAUUCGGUUCUUCAUCCAUAUGCAAAUCAAACUAUAAAUCAAUUGCUUGCAGAAAUGGAUGGAUUUCUUCAAAAUGAAGGUGUUAUAGUAUUAGGUGCAACAAAUAGACGCGAUGACUUGGAUAAGGCAUUACUGCGACCUGGUCGGUUUGAUGUUGAAAUUUAUGUGAAUGUACCUGAUUAUGCUGGUCGGAAAGAAAUUUUAGAUUUGUACUUAUCAAGAGUAUUAACGCAAGAUGUUGAUGUAGAUUAUUUAGCUCGAUGCACCGUUGGUUUCACUGGCGCUGAUUUGGAGAAUAUGAUAAAUCAAGCAGCUUUACGUGCAGCUUUAAAUGGUGCACCAUAUGUAACCAUGAAACAUUUGGAAUAUGCUAGAGAUAAAGUAGUACUGGGUCCAGAGGGAAAAUUAAAAACGGUUGACGAUGAAGUCAAUCGUAUUACAGCGUUUCAUGAAGCAGGACAUGCGUUAGUUGCUUAUUAUACUAAAGAUGCUGUGCCAAUACAUAAAGUUACUAUUAUGCCUCGUGGAGCUUCUUUAGGACAUACAUCAUUUUUGGGAGACAAAGAUGAAUUUCAUGUAACAAAGGCAAAGUUAUUAGCUAGUAUGGAUUCGAUGAUGGGUGGUCGUGCUGCAGAAGAAUUGAUUUUUGGACCUGAUAAAGUAACAACGGGUGCAUCAAAUGAUUUCAAGCAAGCAACAUAUAUUGCCGAACACAUGGUAAAAAGUUAUGGCAUGUCAGAAAAAGUUGGGUUCAGAGCAUAUACUGAUAGUAAAGGACAAGAAUACAAUUUUGGUAGCGAAUAUGGACCUGGUACAAAUGAACUUAUUGAUAAUGAAGUGAAACGACUUCUACAAGAAUCAUACGAACGUGCAAAAACAAUAUUAAAAAUACAUGCAAAAGAACAUAAACAAUUAGCAGAUGCGUUACUUAAAUAUGAAACAUUAGAUGCUGAAGAUAUAAAAAAUAUAGUAAAUGGGAAAAAAACUCGAAUUGAAACAUUAAAUAAUCAACCACCAAUUGUAGAUCCAUCUCAGCAUGUAUUGUAAAUAGCAUACUGAAAUUAAAUUUAAAAUAGGAAUUAAAAUAAAUCAUUUGGA